UAAUUCACCCUAGAACGACCAACACUGCAACUUUUAAGGGUGUCCGACUCUGUUGUCGCAAACGAGACCACCCUUUCUAAGACCCCUUCCUCUGAACCACUCGUGGCAGGAAGCGACCCGCCAUGUCCUCGGUGCUUCGGCGACUCCAUGGCGUCUUCACCGGACGGCCCAGGCUCCCCCGCGUGGACCUCGGGAAGCAAUGCGACCUCGGGCAACUGGUCGCCAAGUUCAAGCAGCUCUCCGAGUCCGGCGAGUUUCGUCGCAGGCGUGUCCUGUACGAGAAGACCGUCCGGCGCCUCGCCAGGCACCGGCAGUUCGCCUUGAUCGAGGACCUCCUCGAAGACCAGAAGCAGUACGUGGGGAGUUCCAGCGACAAAUUCGCGGUCCGUUUGAUAAGUCUUUAUGGGAAAGCGGGCAUGUUCGAGCAUGCCCAGAAGCUGUUCGACGAAAUGCCUAGCCUGAAGAGGGACCGCUCGCCGCUGCACCUGAAUGCCCUUUUGGCAGCCUGUAUUUUUGCCAAGAAGCUCGAUAAGGUCGACGAGAUUUUCCGUCUGUUGCCGGAGAAACUGUCGCUGGAUGUUGAUGUUUGCACCUACAAUACAGUUAUUAAGGGUUAUUGCCGGAUGGGUGCUCUUGAUCCGGCUCUUUCAUUGCUUGAUGAGAUGGAGAAAAUGGGGAUGGGACCUGAUUUAAUUACGUUGAAUACCCUGCUUGAGGCUUUUCAUGGAAAUGGUAGGUUCUUGGAAGGAGAGAAGAUAUGGGAUGUAAUGGCAAGCAACAAAUUUAACCCGAGCAUCAGGAGUUACAAUACAAGAAUUCGCGGGUUAAUUUCGCAGAACAGAGUCGCCGAUGCCGUAAAGCUGUUUGAUGAAAUGCGGGAUAAGGGAGUCAAGGCUGAUACUUAUAGCUUCAAUGCUUUCAUUGUCGGGUGUUGCCGAAAUAUAGACCUGAUGGGGGCCAAGAACUGGUACCGCCAGCUCGUGGAGAGUGGAUGUGUUGUUGAUCGGGUGACGAUAUCUGCUCUCGUUCCUUUCCUUUGUGAAAAGGGUGACUUUGAAUUGGCUCACAGGCUUUGUAUCAAGGCCAUGGAUAAGAAGUUAUUUCUUGGAACGGAUACUCUGCAGUAUGUUGUGGAUUUCUUGGUUCGGGAAUCGAAGGUUGAACUGGCAAAAGGGAUUGUGGAACAUGGCAAGGCACAGAAAAAGCCGUAUGAUCUAGAAUUGCCUCAAGCAGAGUAAUGGCAAUUUUUCAUGCUUUCGAACAAUCGAUUCUUGUGGUUACUACUCCUCAGAUUCAUUUCUCCAAGUGGUGCUUACUGGCCUCGACCCUCAAUAUCUGUUGUCAUAGAUGACAUUGCCUCAGCAACUAGGCCACGAUAAAGUAGCGCUCAUCGAGCCUUGAGCGAAACUGAAAUAUGAGGCUUGGGGGCCACAGAUCUGAAGAUUUUUCUCGUCCCCGUCUUAUCGACGAGGGUGGAGAGAGAGAGAGAGAAGGGUGCAAGGGAGAGAGAAGGCCGAUCAGGAGAGAGCUAAAAUUCGGUAGGAGCAGAGGUGGCUGGUGCUGGCUGUGGCAAAGGUUGAGGUCAGCAGCGAUGUGGAGAUUGGUUGUUAGUGGUAAGUUGCAGAGAGAGAGAGAGAGAGAACAAAGAGGGUGGCGAAUGCGACGUGGAGGACGAGCAGUGGUGGCCAGCGUCCGCCGUGCCAGAGGUGGAGUAGUGUGGUGGUAUAGAGGUUGGCGUUGGUGGCAAUGUGCUCGCGCGAGCCCGCGCACACACAUUCACUCACCAGGGUUGCGGAUUCUUGGUAUGUACUGUGUUGGACGGGGUUUUCUGCACACAAAUUUGUAAAGUUUAACUAUCGACUCUUGUGAGCGAGAAUUCUGGUGCACAUUGCACAUAAGUUUAGUGAGGAUGAGGCAAUAUUAGACCCGGCGAAUCCUCAAGCCGAAA
Molecule: messenger RNA, 1948 nt
Organism: Syzygium oleosum
Lineage: Eukaryota; Viridiplantae; Streptophyta; Magnoliopsida; Myrtales; Myrtaceae
Product: pentatricopeptide repeat-containing protein At1g55890, mitochondrial-like
Exons: 1
Coding region: 123-1238 (371 amino acids)
Cellular component (GO): chloroplast
Molecular function (GO): protein binding
Source: RefSeq, a predicted model, not a curated record